GUCUCAGUACAGGAGCAGCAACAGCUCCGCCAAAACAAAGAAAAAAAAACGCUUACAUUUCUCCUUUAGCAUAUCCAUCUAGGGUUUUUGGUGGGUUCCCAUCUUCUUUGCGCUUCAUCGGUCGGUGCCCAGAGAGUAGAAGAAAAAAAUGUUGGAUAUCAACCUGUUCCGGGAAGAAAAGGGUAACAACCCAGAGAUUAUCCGUGAAUCUCAGCGCCGCCGUUUCGCCAGUGUAGAAAUUGUUGAUGAGAUUAUGAAGCUCGACAAGGAAUGGCGUCAACGUCAAUUUGAAGUAGAGAAUUUCCGAAAAGAGUUCAACAAGCUCAACAAGCAAGUGGCCAAACUUAAAAUCUCGGGUGGUGAUGCGACUGAGCUGAUUCAGCAGACAGAGAAAAACAAACAGGAUUCUGUCGAGAAGGAAGCAGAAGUCCGUGAAGCUUUUGCUGCUCUGAAAGCUAAAUUGGAGACAGUUGGAAAUCUUGUCCAUGACUCAGUUCCAAUUAGUAAUGAUGAGGCGAACAAUGCAGUAGUUAGAUCGUUUGGAGAAAAACGGCUAGCUACUACUGGCCAGAAGUUAAAAAACCAUGUUGAGCUUGUUGAGCUUCUCGGGAUUGCUGAUACCAAGAAAGGUUCUGAGAUUGCAGGAGGUAGAGGUUUUUAUCUGAAGGGAGAUGGUGUUCGCCUUAACCAAGCUCUCAUCAACUUUGGCCUCGACUUCUUGGAGAAGCGAGGUUUUACAUGUUUGCAAACUCCCUUCUUCAUGAGGAAGGAAGUUAUGGCUAAGUGCGCACAAUUGGCUCAGUUUGAUGAGGAACUUUACAAGGUGACUGGUGAAGGAGAUGAUAAGUAUCUAAUUGCAACAGCCGAGCAGCCACUUUGUGCAUAUCACCUUGAAGACUGGAUUCAUCCAUCAGAGCUCCCCAUUAGAUACGCAGGUUACUCGUCUUGCUUCAGGAAAGAAGCCGGUUCUCAUGGGAGAGACACACUUGGUAUUUUCCGAGUUCACCAGUUUGAGAAAGUUGAACAGUUUUGCAUCACCAGCCCUAAUGGGAACGAUUCGUGGGAUAUGCACGAGGAAAUGAUCAAGAAUUCUGAGGAGUUUUAUCAGGCGCUGAAGCUUCCUUACCAGGUUGUGGCCAUUGUUUCUGGAGCUCUGAACGAUGCAGCAGCCAAAAAACUGGAUUUGGAGGCAUGGUUCCCUUCAUCGGAGACCUACAGAGAGCUUGUCUCUUGCUCCAACUGCACUGACUACCAGGCUCGGAGACUCGAGAUCAGAUAUGGUCAGAAAAAGAGCAAUGAGCAAGCGAAACAGUACGUGCAUCUGCUGAACUCGACUCUCACGGCAACAGAGAGGACCAUCUGCUGCAUCCUGGAGAACUACCAGCGGGAAGAUGGCGUGGAAAUCCCCGAGGUCCUGCAGCCGUUCAUGGGCGGAAAGACGUUUUUACCCUUCAAGGCCAAGCCCGUUGCUGCUGCUGCGUCAGAGAGCAAAGGCAAGAAGUCGAAAGCGUGAUGCGAGAAUCCCUUUCACUUGCCAACACCCUUUACUCUCAUUGGGUCUCACCAAAUCUGGGGAUAAUCUUUGCUCCAAUGAUUUUAUUUUCUUGUAUUUUUUUGGAAUUCAGACAAGAUGUUGAAUAUCCAUAAUAUUGAUACUUUGCAGAUUUGGGUUUUCCGGACAAGAUUGAUACUGUUACAUGUAUUCGGUUUUUUCCCUGACAUCACAACUUUGGUUUGGGAUUUGUUAUGGAAACAGAGGAUUCGAGAUA
Tarenaya hassleriana is the source of this 1769-nucleotide messenger RNA. Its product is annotated as serine--tRNA ligase, cytoplasmic. The record is from RefSeq and is a predicted model, not a curated record. The coding region runs from base 149 to 1513 and encodes 454 amino acids. Gene Ontology annotation, biological process: seryl-tRNA aminoacylation. Gene Ontology annotation, cellular component: cytosol. Gene Ontology annotation, molecular function: serine-tRNA ligase activity; tRNA binding; ATP binding. The transcript is spliced from 10 exons. NCBI's taxonomy places the organism in Eukaryota, Viridiplantae, Streptophyta, Magnoliopsida, Brassicales, Cleomaceae.